AAUUUAAUUUAAAUAAAUUAAAUUAUAUUAUCUUAACUGUUUACUCUAGUUAAACGACAGUUUGUUCGGGAAAUAAAUUUACGACUCCUUUUUUGCCAGUAUCGAACCAUUCAACAGAUUUUUUUUAUAAUAAAUUCAGAUUAAACGGCAUAAGAUAUUUAAAAAAUUACUUACUGGCUUCAAUAAGAUCACUCAUCGGCUAGCGCGAUUCUCAAUAUAAUUAUAAGCAAGAUAUUUAAAAGCUAUGAAUUAUGAGUUAGAAGAAUAAAUAAUAAUACACCCAACUCUUUUUUUACACGGUAGAUACGUUUCUCAGAAAUCCGUGUAAAAAAAAAUACCAAGUGUCAAACAAGACAGUGAUUUUGAGACCGUACUAGAUUAAAAAUUUUUUACAAAAAAAAUUUUUUUUUAACCGUGAAACUUCAAAUCCGUGUAAAAAGAAACCGUGUAAAAAAAGAGUUGGGGUAAUAAGAAAUAAUAAAUAAGAAGUACUCAUUAUUAAACAUUUAUAUAGUUAAAUAUAAUUUAUAUAAAAGCUGUAAAUAUUGUUUUUUUCUUAAGGUUCGCGGUUUUGUUGGUUGUCAUAAAAUGCUUGAGCGUGACAUGUAUCUAUUAGUCUGUCUUGCAUUCAACCAUUGGCAUACCGGAAUUGAAGACCCACUACAGUAUCCACAGUGUAUAUUAGCAAUUCAUAGUUCUAAACGUCUUUUGGUAGAGCAAAUUCAUCCGCCCUUACAUAUACUGGCUGAUGCUAUUAUAAACUUAACGCUUACUAAAGGACAGCGACAUGAAGGAAGAGAAGGAAUGACUGCUUACUACCUUACAAAAGGGUGGGCUGGACUGGUAGUGAUGGUGGAAAAUCGUCAUGAAAAUAAAUGGAUUCACGUGAAAUGUGACUGCCAUGAAAGUUACAAUGUAGUUUCUACAAGAGGAGAACUAAAGACUGUUGAUUCAGUUCCUCCAUUACAAAGGCAAGUUAUAAUUGUACUAACACAAUUAGAAGGAAGUGGCGGGUUUAGCAUUGCUCAUCGCUUAACACAUCGCCUAGCUAAUUCGCGUGGUCUUCAUGAUUGGGGACCCUUUGGAGCUACUCAUUGCCCGCCUAUUGAAAAUGUUCAUGGUUUGCAUGCUCCACGAUUGAUUACAUAAAUCAAGUAUUCUGGUCAAAGUUUAGAAAUACACAUAUGCUUGUUUCACUAACAUUUGUAUUUAAACUUUAAUAAAAUGAAUGUACACUUUUAAAAAACUCUAA
Messenger RNA from Teleopsis dalmanni, 1252 nucleotides. RefSeq names its product calpain-D-like. Gene Ontology annotation, cellular component: cytoplasm. The record is from RefSeq and is a predicted model, not a curated record. NCBI's taxonomy places the organism in Eukaryota, Metazoa, Arthropoda, Insecta, Diptera, Diopsidae. Gene Ontology annotation, biological process: proteolysis. Gene Ontology annotation, molecular function: calcium-dependent cysteine-type endopeptidase activity.